Camelus dromedarius (Arabian camel) is the source of this 9533-nucleotide messenger RNA. RefSeq names its product laminin subunit alpha 1 (gene LAMA1). Gene Ontology annotation, molecular function: signaling receptor binding. The coding region runs from base 89 to 9343 and encodes 3084 amino acids. The transcript has 63 exons. Gene Ontology annotation, biological process: tissue development; regulation of embryonic development; regulation of cell adhesion. The record is from RefSeq and is a predicted model, not a curated record. NCBI's taxonomy places the organism in Eukaryota, Metazoa, Chordata, Mammalia, Artiodactyla, Camelidae.
CGGCGGGCAGCUGCAGGCUCGCGCUCCGCCGAGUCCCCGCGCGCGGUCGUCGUUUUCUCCCCGGAGUCACCCGAGCGGCGGCGGCGAGAUGCGUGGCGGAGGCACUAAGCUGGCGCUCCUGGCCUCGCUGUUUUGGGUCUCCACGCAGGGCCAGCAAAGAGGCCUGUUUCCUGCCAUUCUCAACCUUGCCAGCAAUGCUCACAUCAGCACCAAUGCGACCUGCGGGGAGAAGGGGCCGGAGACAUUCUGCAAGCUGGUGGAGCACGUGCCCGGGCGGGCUAUGCGCAAUGCCCAGUGCCGAGUCUGCGACAGCCACAGCGCCAACCCCAAAGAACGUCAUCCAAUAUCGAACGCCAUCGAUGGCACCAAUAACUGGUGGCAAAGUCCCAGUAUUCAGAAUGGGAGAGAAUACCACUGGGUCACCAUCACGCUGGACUUGAGACAGGUCUUUCAAGUUGCUUAUGUCAUCAUCAAAGCUGCUAAUGCCCCUCGCCCCGGAAACUGGAUUUUGGAGCGAUCUCUGGAUGGCAUGGAGUUCAGCCCCUGGCAGUUUUACGCAGUUAGUGACACGGAGUGUUUGACUCAUUACAAUAUAACUCCAAGACGGGGGCCGCCCACUUACAGGGCCGAUGACGAAGUGAUCUGCACCUCGUAUUACUCCAGGCUGGUGCCACUCGAGCACGGAGAGAUUCAUACAUCACUCAUCAAUGGCAGACCAAGCUCUGAUGAUCUUUCACCCAAGUUGUUGGAAUUCACUUCCGCACGAUACAUCCGCCUGCGAUUACAGCGCAUUCGAACCCUCAAUGCCGACCUUAUGACCCUGAGCCACCGAGACCCUAAAGACCUGGAUCCUAUUGUUACAAGACGAUAUUACUAUUCAAUAAAAGACAUUUCUGUUGGAGGAAUGUGCAUUUGUUAUGGCCAUGCCAGUAGCUGCCCAUGGGAUGAAACUACAAAGAAGUUUCAGUGUCAGUGUGAACACAACACCUGCGGCGACAGCUGCAGCCGGUGUUGUCCUGGGUACCACCAGCAGCCCUGGAGGCCCGGCACCGUGUCUUCCGGUAACACGUGUGAGGAAUGCAACUGCCACAAUAAAGCCAAGGACUGUUACUAUGAUGAAAGUGUGGCACAGCAGAAAAGAAGCUUGGACACUGCCGGGCAGCUCAGAGGGGGAGGGGUGUGCAUCGACUGUCUGCAGAACACCAUGGGGGUCAACUGUGAGACCUGCACCGACGGCUACUACAGACCGCACAAGGUGUCUCCUUAUGAGGACCACCCUUGUCACCCCUGUGACUGUGACCCUCGGGGGUCCCUCAGUUCUGUCUGUAUUAAGGAUGACCAUCAUUCUGACAUACACAGAGGGAAGUGGCCAGGUCAGUGUCCCUGCAAGGAAGGUUAUGCGGGAGAAAAAUGUGACCGCUGCCAGUUUGGCUAUAAGGGUUACCCUGCCUGUGUCCCCUGUGACUGCAAUCCAGCUGGCAGCUUGAAUGAGGAACCCUGCUCUGAGUCUUGUCUCUGUAAGGAAAACGUGGAGGGGAGACACUGUGACCGCUGCAAGCCGGGGUUCUAUAACUUGAACGCAAGAAACCCCCAGGGCUGCUCCGAGUGCUUCUGCUUUGGUGUUUCUGACGUUUGCAGCAGCCUCUCCUGGCCCAUCAGUCAGGUGAAAGAUAUGUCUGGGUGGCUGGUCACCGACUUGGUCAGUUCCAGGCAGAUCCCGUCUCAGCAGGACGCGCUGGGCGGGCGUCACCAGAUCAGCAUCAACAACUCGGCGGCGCUGCAGAGGCUGACGUCCAAGUAUUACUGGUCCGCCCCGGAGGCCUACCUCGGAAACAAGCUGACGGCGUUUGGUGGAUUCCUGAAGUACACAGUGUCUUACGAGGUUCCAGUGGAGACGGUGGACGGUGACCUCAUGUCUCAUGCUGAUGUCAUCAUCAAGGGAAAUGGACUCACUUUAAGCACCCAGGCUGAGGGCCUGUCACUGCAGCCGUAUGAAGAGUACCUCAACGUGGUUAGACUUGUGCCUGAGAACUUCCAGGAUCUUAAUAGCAAGAGGGAGGUGGAUCGUGACCAGCUGAUGACCGUCCUGGCCAACGUGACACAUCUCUUGAUCAGAGCCAACUACAAUUCCGCAAAGAUGGCCCGUUACAGGUUGGAUUCUGUCUCUCUGGACACGGCCAGCCCUAAUGUGAUAGACCUGGCCCUGGCCACGGAGGUGGAGCAGUGCGAGUGUCCCCAGGGCUACGCGGGCGUCUCCUGUGAGACCUGCCUCCCUGGCCAUUACCGUGUAGACGGAAUACUCUUUGGAGGAAUCUGUCAGCCCUGUGAAUGCCACGGCCACGCCCCUGAGUGCGAUGUUCACGGCGUCUGUCUUGCGUGCCAGCACAACACCACCGGGGACCACUGUGAGCAGUGCCUGCCGGGCUUCUACGGGCUGCCUUCGCGCGGGACCCCUGGGGACUGCCAGCCGUGUGCCUGCCCCCUCGCCACAGCCUCCAACAAUUUCAGCCCCACCUGCCACCUGGACGACAGGGACGAAGUGGUCUGUGACCAGUGUGCUCCGGGAUACAUGGGAGAUUGGUGCGAGAGAUGCGCAGAUGGUUACUAUGGAAACCCCACGGUGCCUGGGGAUUCCUGUGUCCCUUGUAACUGCAGCGGCAACGUGGACCCCUUGGAGGCCGGGCGCUGUGACUCCGUCACGGGAGAGUGCCUACAGUGCAUCGGGAACACGGGCGGCCCCCACUGUGAGCGGUGUGCUGACGGCUUCUACGGGGAUGCUGUGACCGCGAAAAACUGCCGUGCCUGUGAAUGCCACAGACAAGGCUCCCUUUCUGCCAUCUGCCAUCCUGAGACUGGACUCUGUGACUGCAAACCACACGUGACCGGACAGCGGUGUGACCAGUGCUUGCUCGGCUACUACGGGCUGGACACGGGCCGCGGGUGCCUGCCCUGUAACUGCAGCACGCCGGGCUCCCUGUCGGACGCCUGCACGGAGGAAGGCCAGUGCCACUGCGCUCCAGGCGUGGCCGGGCGAAGGUGCGACAAGUGUGCCCACGGCUUCUAUGCCUACCAGGACGGUGGCUGUACACCCUGCGACUGCGCUCACACUCAGAAUUCCUGUGACCCGGAGUCCGGGGAGUGCGUCUGCCCACCUCAUACCCGGGGCGCAGCGUGUGAGGAGUGUGAGGACGGACACUGGGGCCACGACCCGGAGCUCGGGUGCCAGGCCUGCAACUGCAGUAACGUGGGGUCAGCCAGUCCUCAGUGCGACGUGCUUACUGGCCGUUGCCCGUGUGAGCCUGCAUUCGGUGGCCGGACCUGCGACCAGUGCUCCCUGGGUUACAGAGACUUCCCAGACUGCGUGGCCUGCAACUGCGACCUGAGAGGGACGCUGGCCGACACCUGCGACCAGGAGCAGGGGCUCUGCAGCUGCGCACAGGAAACUGGGACCUGCUUGUGCAAGGAGAACGCCGUCGGCCCGCGGUGCAACGAGUGUCGGGCGGGCACCUUCGCUCUGGCCGCCGCCGCCCCCCAGGGCUGUACCCCCUGCUUCUGCUCGGGGCUGUCACAGCUCUGCGCCGAGGCCCAGGGCUACAUGAGGACCCCGGUCACGCUGAGCUCCAAACAGCCUCGUCUGCAUGUGGUUUCUCAGAGUGACCUCAAGGGUACAACCGAGGGGGUGUACUCGCAGGCCCCCGAUGUCCUCCUGGACGCCGUGACCGUCAGGCGGCAUGUCCACGCGGAGCCCUUUUACUGGCGGCUCCCUGGGCAGUUUCAGGGGGACCAGCUCAUGGCCUACGGCGGGACGCUGCGCUACAGCGUGGCCUUCCACUCUUCCCAUGGGCUCGGCCCCUUCAACCUGGAGCCGCAGGUGCUCAUCAGAGGAGGCCGGGCCAGGAAGCAGGUCAUCUACGUGGACGCGCCCGCCCCGGAGAAUGGAGUGCGGCAGGAGCACAAAGUAGAGAUGAGAGAGGAUUUUUGGAAAUACUUUAACUCUGUUUCUGAAGAACCUGUCACACGCUCGGAUUUUAUGUCCGUUCUUAGCAAUGUUGAGUACAUCCUCAUCAAAGCGUCUUACGGUCAAGGGUUACAGCAAAGCAGAAUCUCAAACAUCUCCAUGGAGGUUGGCAGAAAGGCAGAAGAGUUGCCCCCAGGGAGGGCGGUGGCAUUCCUUUUGGAGAAGUGUCUCUGUCCUCCUGGCACGGCUGGACUCUCAUGUCAGGACUGUGCGCCUGGUUAUCACAGAGGGAAGCUUCCAGAAGGUGAUGGCAGGAGACCCCGGCCUCUGCUUGCUCCCUGUGUGCCCUGCAGUUGCAACAACCACAGUGACGCCUGUGACCCUGAAACGGGGGAGUGUCUGAACUGCAGCCAUAACACCACUGGCGACCACUGCGAGGAGUGUGCCCCCGGGUACUACGGGCAGGUGACCGGCCGGGCCAGCGACUGCUCUCCCUGCUCCUGUCCUCACGGCCUCCCUGCCAGUUUUAGUCCCACUUGUGUCUUGGAAGGUGAUCAUGAUUUCCGCUGUGACGCCUGUUUCCAGGGCUACGAGGGACAGUACUGUGAAAGGUGCUCCACAGGCUACCACGGGAACCCGCACAUGCCAGGUGGUUCUUGCCAGAGGUGUGACUGCAGCCCGCACGGCUCUGUUCACAGCGACUGUGACCGCGGGUCCGGGCAGUGCGUCUGCAGGCCGGGGGCCACGGGGCUCCGCUGUGAGGACUGUGAGCCUAGGCACACGCUGGUGGAAAGCGACUGUGUGUCCUGUGACGACGCGUGCGCGGGGGCGCUGCUGGACGGCCUGGACGCUGCCGGCCGCGCCGUUCUCCCUGUGAACCUCACCAGCGUCAUCCCUGCCCCGCAUGGAACUCUGUCCAGCCUGGAAAAUACGGCGAGCCGUCUCCGGGAAUCUUUACUAAAAGGAAAUACACAAAAGCAACUGGCAAAAACUGAACUUGAAGGUGUCUCAGAACAAACAGAGCACCUGCAAAGGGAGCUCGACAGAGUGUUGGCACGAAGCCAGCACGUGAGCAGGGCCACUGAGAGAGUCCUGAACAGGAGUUGGGACCUCGUGACGUUUACUGAGAAGCUGCGGACAGACAUCCAAGAAAUCAGCGAAAAGGCAACAACUCUAAAUCAGACCUUGGACGAAGAUGUCCAGCUACCCAGUUCUACUUUUUGGAAUAUGCAAAGGAACAUUACAUCUUUGCUGGAAAUUCUGCAGAAAAGGCAUUUCCUGCACUUGCACCAAAAUGCCACCCUUGAACUCAAGGCUGCUGAGGAUUUAUUGUCACAGAUUCAGACCAAUUACCAGAAGCCACAGGAAGAGCUGGAGGUGCUGAAAGCAGCAGCAAACGGCCUCCUCUCGAAACACCACAGUGAGGUGCGGGCGGCCGCGGAGCUGGUGCGGGAGGCAGAGGCGAAGGCGCAGGAGAGCGGUCGUCUGCUGCGGGUCGUCGGCGCCAACCUGCGGGAGCUCAGCGAUCAAAAGCUGCGCGUUCGAGAGGAACAGAACCUGACAUCGGCGCUCUCGGCCGCGGGGAGGGCGCUGCUGGACGCCGCGGCCGCGCGCGCAGGGGCCGCGGGAGAGGCUCUAGCGCAGCUGGAGCGGCACCGGGAUGAGCUGCUUCUGUGGACCGCCCAAGUCAGGCGCCACGUGGACGCCCUGGUCAUGCAGAUGUCCAAGAGGGCGGCUCUGGACCUGGUCUACAGAGCAGAGGGCCGUGCGGCUGAGCUCCAGACACUGGCCAGCGCCCUGGACAGUGGCCUUGGAAAUGUUAGACACGUGUCCCUGAAUGCGACCAGUGCAACCCAUGUCGGUUCAAACAUCCAGAGUCUGAUUGAAGAGUCAGAGAAGUUGGCAAAAGAUGCUCUUGGGACUGUGAGCAAGGCUUACACGGUCUCAGGGGCCCUGCUUUCUAACGGGAGAGCGGCUCUCCAGCGCAGUGCUGAGCUCCUCGAAGAAGGCGACAGCCUGAGCAGGAGGCACCAAGGUAUCACAGUAGAACUGAGCGAACUGAAAAGUACUGCAAACAGAUUUCAAGAGAAUGCUGGUAAAGUUACAAGGCAGACCAGUGAGUCCCUCUGGACACUUAGAGCCAUUCCUGAAGGUAUCAGAGACAAAGGAACCAAAAUCAAAGAGCUGGCCGCAUCUGCAAAUCAGAGCGCUACGAGCACGCUCCAGAACAUCGCGGGGCUGAGCCAGAAGCUGCUGAAUACGUCGACCGACCUGUCCAGGGUUAACGCCACGUUACGAGAAACUGACGACCUUCUCCGUGACUCCUCGGUGACUACUUUGUUAGCAGGAAGAAAAGUCAAAGAUGCGGAAACACAAGCCAACCUUCUAUUUGAUCGGCUGAAGCCUUUGAAGAGGCUAGAAGAGAACCUGGGCAGAAACCUGUCUGAAAUCAAACUGCUCAUCAGCCAGGCCCGGAAGCAAGCGGCUUCUAUCAAAGUUGCGGUGUCUGCAGACAGAGACUGUAUCCGGGCCUACCAGCCUCAGAUUUCUUCCACCAACUAUAACAUUUUAACACUAAACGUGAAGACAGGCGAGCCCGACAACCUCCUCUUCUACCUGGGGAGCAGCAGCGGCUCUGAUUUCCUGGCAGUGGAGAUGCGGCGAGGGAAAGUGGCCUUCCUCUGGGAUUUGGGCUCCGGGUCAACACGCUUGGAAUUUCCAGACUUCCCAAUUGAUGACAGCAAAUGGCACAGCAUCUAUGUGACCAGAUUUGGAAACAUUGGUUCAUUGAGUGUAAAGGAAAUGAGUGCAUCUCAGAAGCCACCACCAAAAACAAGUAAAUCCCCUGGAACAGCUAAUGUUCUGGAUAUAAACAAUUCAACACUAAUGUUUGUUGGAGGGCUUGGAGGACAGAUCAAGAAGUCUCCUGCUGUGAAGGUUACUCACUUUAAAGGCUGCAUGGGAGACGCUCUCUUGAAUGGACAGUCGAUUGGCCUAUGGAACUACGUUGAGAGGGAGGGGAAGUGCCACGGCUGCUUUGGAAGCCCCCAGAAUGAAGACGCGUCCUUCCACUUUGAUGGGAGCGGGUACUCUGUCGUGGAGAAGAUGCUCCGGGCUACUGUGACUCAGAUAAUUAUGCUUUUCAGCACCUUUUCACCGAAUGGGCUGCUUCUCUACCUGGCUUCAGAUGGCACCAAAGACUUUUUAUCCCUCGAGCUGAUUCAAGGCAGAGUUAGAGUUACCGUUGACCUGGGUUCGGGGCCUCUCGCUCUUAUUACAGACAGACGCUAUAAUAAUGGAACCUGGUACAAAAUUGCCUUCCAGCGAAACAGAAAGCAAGGACUCCUAGCAGUUACUGACGCACAGAACCUUGGCUAUAAAGAAACCAAGCAAGGGGAGACUCCAGGAGCAUCUUCUGACCUCAAUCGUCUCGAUAAGGAUCCAAUUUACGUGGGUGGAUUACCUAGGUCAAGAGUUGUGAGGAAAGGUGUCACCAGCAAAAGCUAUGUGGGCUGUAUCAAAAACCUGGAAAUAUCCAGAUCGACCUUUGAUUUACUCAGAAAUUCCUAUGGAGUGAGAAAAGGCUGUACACUGGAGCCUGUCCGAAGCGUUAGCUUCUUGAAAGGCGGCUACAUGGAAUUGCCACCCAAGUCUUUGUCACCAGAGUCGGAACUGUUGGCAACAUUUGCCACCAAGAACAGCAGCGGCAUCAUCCUGGCUGCCCUGGGCCAGCAUGGGGAGAAGCAGGGCCGUCGGCAGGCCCCUGGGUCUUCCCAGCCCUUCCUUUCCAUCAUGCUAAUUGAAGGCCACAUUGAAGUGCAUGUUAAUCCUGGGGACGGAACCAGCCUGAGAAGAGCUCUCCUGCAUGCCCCCACGGGCACGUUCGGUGACGGCCAAGAGCAUUCCAUCUCCUUGAUAAGGAGCGGGAGAAUUAUCACUGUACAACUGGAUGAGACAACUCCUGUAGAAAUGAAGUUGGGCCCAGCAGCAGAAGGCAGGACAAUAAACGUGUCCAACCUCUACAUCGGGGGGGUUCCAGCAGGCGAGGGGACCCCCAUGCUCAAGAUGAGAAGCUCAUUCCAUGGCUGCAUCCGAAACCUGAUCUGGAACAUGGAACUUUUGGAUUUCACUAGUGCCACUGGCUAUGAGCAAGUGGACUUGGACACCUGCUUGCUCUCAGAAAGGCCGAAGCUGGUUCUUCAUGAAGAGGAUGGUGAACUCCCGCCAGAGCCCCAGCCUUUACCAAGUCCAGGACUGUGUGCCGUGGACAGAGCCCCGGAGUACGUCCCCAACGCCCACCAGUUCGGCCUCACAGAAGGCAGCCACUUCGUGCUGCCCUUUAAUCAGCUGGCUGUCAGAAGGAGGCUCUCGGUUCAGCUAAGAAUCCGAACAUUCGCCUCCAGUGGCCUGAUUUACUACAUGGCUCACCAGAACCAGGUGGAUUACGCUGCUCUCCAGCUGCACGAGGGCCGCCUCCACUUCAUGUUUGACCUUGGGAAGGGCCGGACCAAGGUCUCGCACCCUGCUCUGCUCAGUGACGGCCAGUGGCACACGGUCAAGACAGAGUACUUUAAAAAGAAGGGCUUCAUGAUGGUUGACAACCAGGAGUCUGCCAUGGUAACCACGGUGGGAGAUGCUACCACGCUGGAUGUGGAAGGAAGGCUGUACCUAGGAGGCCUUCCCUCUGAGUACAGGGCCAGGAACAUUGGGAAUGUCACCCACAGCAUCCCUGCUUGCAUUGGGGAGGUGACAGUAAAUGGCAAACAGCUGGGCAAGGACAAUGCAGAGUCCGCAUUUGCAGUCAGCAGGUGCUAUGCCGCAGCUCAGAAAGGAACUUUCUUUGAAGGAAGUGGAUAUGCAGCCCUUGUCAAAGAAGGCUACAAAGUGCAGUCAGAUCUGAACAUCACGCUGGAGUUUCGCACCUCCUCAGAAAAUGGUGUCCUCUUGGGAAUCAGCAGCACCAAAGUGGACGCCAUUGGAUUAGAGCUUGUUAAUGGCAAGCUCUUGUUUCAUGUUAACAACGGUGCUGGCAGGAUAACAGCCACAUAUGAACCCAAAGCUCCAAAUACCCUCUGCAAUGGAAAAUGGCACACUCUUAAAGCAAACAAAAGCAAACAUCGCGUGGUUCUGAUUAUCGAUGGGAAUGCAGUUCGAGCUGAAAGUCCACACACCCAGUCCACCUCUGCCGACACCAACAAUCCUAUUUAUGUCGGUGGCUAUCCUGCUGAUGUAAAGCAAAACUGCCUGAGCAGCCAGACCUCCUUCCGGGGCUGUCUGAGAAAGCUCACUCUGAUUAAGGGCCCACAAGUGCAAUUUUAUGACUUCAGCAGAGCUUUUGACCUACAGGGAGUUUUCCCUCAUUCCUGUCCUGGGACUGAGUCCUGAACUUUGGGGAGACCUCAGUUGGGCAGCGUCACUUACAUAUUGAGGAGAAUGAUUUCGUGAAUUAAAAUCUUUCCAGUUCAGAAUUCAUUUCCAACUCAGGUUAAGUGUUUCCAGAGAGAAAUUUUGUGUUUAUGUUAACCUAAAACCAUGUGUACAACAAAUGCCUCUAUUAAAUAGUUUAAAAUGUAAA